AUGGGCGCCGGCGCCAUCCUCGAACCUUUGACGGUGAUUGUCCUUCUCUUCGGCGGUACCUGGAUCAACCGUGCCACCAAGAUCUCUUCGGCUCCUCGGAUCUAUGUCCGCCGCCAGUCCUCGGAAUAUCGUCGGACGGACUCGUCAGAGUCGCUCGAUGACAACCAGUGGCACACGAGACAGCUGCGAAUCCUCGGCCAUUGCUGGUCCAUUUGGUCUCCCAACUCGGAGGUGUUUUCAGAGCGUUUGUUGAGUCGUCUCUUACGGAAGCUUCCUUUCUUGGUGGAAUGUUGGUACUGGGCGCUGGUUUACUGGACAUAUCAACUUGGUCGUGCUUUCACUGCACUCACCCUCAAAGAUGAUACUGUGGACGUCGCGCGCCGACAUGCCCUCAGUGUGAUUGACGUCGAGAAGAGUCUGGGCAUCUUCUGGGAGCUGGACAUUCAACGCUUUUUUCUGCGCCAUCCCACGGUCAUGAUGUGGAUUAACUGGAUCUAUUCCUUCAUUCAUAUCCCCGGAACCAUCGCCUUCCUCGUCUGGCUCUACUAUUAUACCACCACUCGCAACCGCAUCGAUGAAGCCCAAUCCGGCAAGCCUCGCGGAGCCGCGAGCGGAUCCCCCGCGGGACCCUUGCUCUACCAGGCGCGGAGACGGACCAUGGCUGUAUGUAAUCUGCUGGCCUUUGUGGUGUUCACCCUGUGGCCCUGCAUGCCCCCACGCCUGUUGAGCGAUCCCAACGUUGAAGGUCCCGAGGGCGAGCUCAGCCGCAGUUAUGGAUUCGUCGACACGGUUCAUGGAGAGAAUGGCGCCGGGAGCGUCUGGACACAGAAUCGGUUCUGCAAUCAAUAUGCGGCCAUGCCUUCCUUACAUUUUGGAUACGCGCUCAUGAUUGGAACCACGAUCAUGACUAUUCCCCUCCCCUCACAGCACCGUAGACCCCUUCGCGUUCGGCUGGGGUGUGGACCGGGUCUACGUCUUCACUCAUGGCGACGCAUGCUCUGUUUGACGCUGGGUUUCCUAUACCCAUUCACCAUCUUGGUCGCUAUCGUGGCAACUGCCAACCAUUUCAUUCUGGAUGCCGCCGCAGGUGCCCUGGUCUGUGCCUUAGGGUGGAAUUUCAACGGAAUUCUUCUCAACCUGCUUCCCUUUGAAGACUAUUUCCUCUGGCUGGUGCGAAUCCACAAGCCAGAGCCGGCAUUCAUCAGUCUUUAUACCAAAACCGUUGAUGACUGGGAUUCGGACGAUGCCGAGAUUCGUCAGGCCGUGCUGCCUUGGUGA
This is a messenger RNA of Penicillium oxalicum, 1278 nucleotides long. RefSeq names its product phosphatase PAP2 family protein. Bases 1 to 1278 code for a protein of 425 amino acids. The record is from RefSeq and is a predicted model, not a curated record. Gene Ontology annotation, cellular component: inositol phosphoceramide synthase complex. The transcript has 4 exons. Gene Ontology annotation, molecular function: inositol phosphoceramide synthase activity. Gene Ontology annotation, biological process: inositol phosphoceramide metabolic process; sphingolipid biosynthetic process. NCBI's taxonomy places the organism in Eukaryota, Fungi, Ascomycota, Eurotiomycetes, Eurotiales, Aspergillaceae.